AUGGAUUGGGCAAUCAAAGCAGCUAGGAAAAAAACUCAAAGAAAACCAGGCUCUACCCGUUCAAUCAUAGAAACCCUCGAUGAUCUGAAUAAUAUAACAACAGAUGCGCAUAUAGAAGUCAAUCAUCGGUUACAAGAAAGUAGUGAAUGGUUAAGAAACAAUGUUUAUAUGAACAAGCUAAAGUAUGAAGACAAGGAUGCAGAGGAGUGUCUAAUCAGUCCUGAGAAUACUCAUAACAAAAUGAACGUCGAAUUCGGUAACGUGAAAGAGGAACACGAACUUUCUAAGUCCCAAAAUGGUACCGCAAAAGAUAUUAUUAAGACACCUAGAAAUGCUUUGCACAACGACAAAAGCAUAACACCUAAAUCACUCCGUAGAAAGGGGGUUACGGAAGAAAUGAAUAAAUUCAGUAUUCAUGAUACUCAUAGAAGUCCAAUUGAACCUACAAAUAACAUUAAAUCCAAUGUUACCGACAGUGAUAAGUCCUCACCAUGGUCACCUUAUAAAGUGGAGAAGAUUUUAAGAGAAUCAUCCAAGGCUUCAGAAUCACCGUUUAAUGUAAAACGAGUCGGUAAUCAAACGUGGGCGGCUAAAGAAGAAAUAAGUAACGAACCUAUAUUUCACGCUUCAAAGAAAGUCGAAGCCUCAAAGGGAAGAUCGCUAUUGACUUCUGAGACAGUGAGAUCACAAAGAAGGUCUAAUAUGUUUGUUCCACUGCCGAAUAAGGAUCCUCUUAUUGUUCAACACAUACCUCCAAUCAAAUCCUCAGGAUCAAUAGCAAAAUUACGAAUAGCAAAGGGAUCACCAACUUCAUUGAGAAAGAAAUCUGUGCUUAACAGUCCUGCCGUAAGGGCUACAGAAAAUAAUGAUACUGUGGAAUCUACAAAAGCAUCCAGCGUUUUUGACAGGCUAUCAUCUAUUCCAACAAAAUCAUUUGAGAACAAGAUUUCUCGUGGGAACGCUGGCCACAAAUACUCUUCUUCAUCAAUAGAUUUAACAGGGUCUCCCAUGAGAAAAGUUUCACAAAACAUCAAGACAAUCAACUCCACGGAUACUGAUAUGCAAGAAACGUUAAGAGAUAUUUUCUCUGUAAAGAGCAAAAUCAUAAAAACGUCACCCAAGGUAAAACACUCCCGAAAAUCUUCUAUUCCGAGGUUUGAUAAGACGUCUUUAAAAUUGACGAUGCACAAGAAGUUAGCUAUCAUUACAGAACAGAAAAACCAACAUAAACAAUUUAACGUUGCACACAAAACUGAGUCAAGAGCGCGUAGCACAUCUCCAAUGAGAAUAAAUAUAAAUUCGAACUCACCAUCGUCAAAACAUCCCAAAAGCCGUUACCAAAGCCCCGUCAGAGGUUACUUAAGACCAACUAAAGCAUCUAUUUCUCCUAAUAAGAAUAAAAACCUUUUGGCGAGUUCUCAAACGCCACAUCGUCUGAGGGCCAACGAAAAAUCGCUAAAAAAGUUGUCACCCAAUAUUGCAGAUACUUCCAAGCCAGAGUCUCGGAAAUCUAAGAGUUACAGACUUACAAACUUGCAAUUGCUUCCACCAGCAGAGGCAGAACGAGGUGACUUGAAAAAAAAAUUUGAUAAAAGACUAUCAGGAAUUAUGAGGUCUCAACAGGAACAUCAUCGGCGCAAACAAGAAAAGCAAAAAAGAAUGUCACAUUUGGAACAAGAUCUGAAAAAACAAGCUAGUUUCAACAAUGAUUAUAAGGACACACGGCUAAAAGAAUCCUUACCACCUUUUGAUAACCGCAUGCGGGACCCAAAUCACAAAAGUACUACUUUCAAUACCGAAAAUGUUCUGGCUACAAUUAAUACAGUUGACCACAGAGAAAUAAUCGGCAAUGUUACUCCGAAAGUAACUUCUGUCAAUGAUUCCUUGCCUGAGAUAAAUACAGAUUCUGAAGAUGAGGCUAGCGUAACUCUAGCAGCAUGGGCUAAAUCACCUUAUCUACAAGAGCAAUUAAUAAGACAACAAGAUAUAAACCCACAAACUAUUUUUGGACCAAUCCCACCUUUGCAUACUGAUGAAAUUUUCCCAAAUCCUAGAUUAAACAGACUGAAAUCACGUCAGAUUAUACCCAAAAGGCCCUAA
This is a messenger RNA of Saccharomyces mikatae IFO 1815, 2100 nucleotides long. RefSeq names its product Sli15p (gene SLI15). The record is from RefSeq and is a predicted model, not a curated record. Bases 1 to 2100 code for a protein of 699 amino acids. Lineage: Eukaryota; Fungi; Ascomycota; Saccharomycetes; Saccharomycetales; Saccharomycetaceae. The transcript has a single exon.